Messenger RNA from Schistosoma turkestanicum, 3271 nucleotides. The record is from the annotation of a GenBank genome assembly. Lineage: Eukaryota; Metazoa; Platyhelminthes; Trematoda; Strigeidida; Schistosomatidae.
AUGGAUGUGGUUUUGGAAAGCUCACGUAUUGCAAAAAAUGUUUCGUUCACAACAUAUUGCCGUCUUUUAGAAAAAUUAGCCUCAAGCGAUGGAAUCAAAACAAAAGAAAAUUUUUUAUCCAAAUUCAUAACUCUGUGGGAGACCCAGUAUCUUGAAUUGGACUCAAGAAGUCAGUAUCCGUCUGGUGGUCGAGCCAGUCUGUACUUACUUUUACGUUUGCUGAUUCCUUCACAUGAUAGAUUAAGGAAAGCUUUCGGGUUACGUGAACAUACACUAUCAAGGCUAAUAAUCAAAGCCAUUGGACUUGCACCAAACAGUCUGGCUGCUCGUAAACUUGCACAUAUUCAACCUAAUGCUAUCCAUCGACAGACUGAUUUUGCCGAUGUAGCUUAUGUAGUGCUGAAAACUCGGUGUCGCGAGGACAGCGUUUUGUCCGUCAAGGAUCUGAAUACUUAUUUAGAUGAUCUGACCACUGCUGAAUCAUAUGAUAUGCGUUUACAAGUAUUGCGAUCAUUAUUACAGUUAACUACAGCUUUAGAACAAAAGUGGAUUAUACGUCUUAUUGUUAAACGAGAUUCUGGUUGUGGCCUAAGCGCGAAGAGUAUUCUCAAAUGUUUUCAUCCAGCUGCAGUCUCUGUUUUCGAAGUCACACAAGAUCUUCUCCCGCUGUGUGAACGAAUUGCAAAUAUACCGUCUUCUAGUAUGUCUUUAUUGACAGGUGAUACUAAUAGCUUGACGAACUCAACCAAUAUCACUCUUUUUGUUCCAUUUCGACCUAUGCUUUGCGAGCGCGCUAAUAGUGGUGAUAUGCUUGUUAACGCCGCACUACAUUUGUACGGUAAACAGAACCAAGGUGAUGCUAAAGGAUUAAAUCUUCUUUUCGAAACCAAAUUCGAUGGAGAACGGGUUCAACUUCAUAAAUCGAAUAAUUCCUAUAGAUAUUGGUCAAGAAAUGGUUUAGAAUGGACUGCAAGCUAUGGUGAAGAUGGUACUCAGGAUUUUGACAGAUUAUCUGCUCGAUUACACUGUGGAUUUGCACAGCAUGUAACUGAUUGCAUAUUGGAUGGAGAAAUGAUGAUUUAUAGUAAUUGGUCAGAUUCAGUUAUGUCAAAGUCAACAAAUUUCGAUGUUAAACGCAGUUCCUAUCAGAAUCCAGAAAUCGACAAUUAUCAACCGUGUUUCAUUGUCUUCGAUAUACUGUAUUUGAAUGCACAAUUACUAACUUCGAAGUCCUUACUGGAGCGUAAACAUCUUCUAUCAGAGGCAUUUAAUCUGAACCCAACAUCAUUGGAUUCUGACUCAUUUAUGGACAGUAAUGAAUCAUUAGAUUUCAAACCGAUUCCUAUUAUAAAUGGUAUUUUGUACGUUUCUAAAUGGUAUACUACUGCAGCACGUCAAACAGAAGUUGCAAGAGCAUUUAAUCAUCUUGUGGAUAAUCAUCAAGAAGGUCUUAUAGUGAAAAUAGCGAAUUCUCCAUCACCUUACCUACCUGGUAUUAGAACUGAUGGUGGCUGGUGGAAAAUUAAACCAGAUUAUAUACAAGGUUUAUUAGAAGAUUUAGACUGUUUAAUUGUUGGUGGUUAUUUUCAACAUCGUGGAAAUAAGAUCAUAACAAGAGUUAAUCAUUUUUUAUGUGCAGUUCGAGCUGAUGAAUCACAUGAAUCUACUUCAGAAGAGAAUUUCAAUUUAACACGAUUUUAUACAUUUUGCAAGGUUAAAUCUGGGCUAACAGUUAAACAAUUAAAAGAAAUUAAUCGGUUGUUAGGAAAACACUGGAAGGUUUACGACAAAAAACAUCCUAAUUCUAAUAGUACAGAAUGGUUAUGUGUGAAUUCUGAACGUCCAGAUGUAUGGAUAGCUCCACGAUCAUCGCUUGUUUUACAGCUUCAUGGAGCUGAAUUAAUACAGAGUAAUUCGUAUUCAUGUGGAAUGACUCUUCGAUUUCCUCGUGUGGUGGCUAUACGUCAUGAUAAAAGUUGGCGUGAUUCCCUAUCAAUGAGUGAAUUAAUUAAGCUAAAUGCUGAAACAGAGGGUAAAUUAGCCACAAAACGAUUAUCACUUGUUCCAACAUUCUCUGGACUUGCAACUGUUCAACAUCAACAAUCAUUUACAGAUAUAAGUAAUAUAAAUAAUAGUUGUUCUGAUUUAAAUCAAAGUAGUGGAUAUCAUACGUUAAAUGAAACCAUUGAACAACAUGAACAACAACAACUGACAACAAUUGAAUUAUCGAUUAAUGUUGAUCAACAACAACCUUUAGCAACAUCAUCACCUGUUAAACAACGUAGAAUUGAUAAUAUUUAUCAUGAACAUUCAAAUUACUUUGAAAAUCUUGAAAUAUGCCUUUGGUUAUCGAAUGAUAUUGAAUUGGAUAAAAAGAUGGAAUAUGAAACUAGUAUUCGUAAUCAUGGUGGUGUUGUUGUACAAAAUCCAUCGAACAAUACUUUCUGUAUUGUUGCUGAUAAGCUUACAUUAAAGAUAAAAAAUUUGCUAAGCUAUUCUAGUACUUCAAAUAAAAAACGCUCUUCACUUAUUGAAUACAAUGUAGUUCAUUUGAAUUGGUUACUUGCUUGUAUCAAUAAGAAAUCUCUAUUAGCAUGGAAACCAAAAGAUAUGUUUGCAAUGAGUUCAUCUAUUGCUGCUAAAAUGUCUCAAGAAUAUGAUAAAUUUGGUGAUAGUUACAGUGAACCGAUUACAUCUGAUGAAUUGAAAUUAAUCUUUAAUGAUAUUUCAUGUUCUGGAUCAUUGACAGAAGAAGAAGAAGGAGAUAGAUCAAAAUUAACGGUUCCAAAACUCAGUCAUUAUUCAAAAUUGAAACUUUUAUUAGAUGAAUUUCCGAAUGAUAUGGAAGUUUUACACCCGUUGACAGGUUAUAUUUUAGUACUUAUACGUCCAUUGUUUAAUUCAAAAAAUAAUGAUGAGAAAAAAAUUGAAUCAACUAGUUUGGAAAUUCAUCAACAAUUAAUGAUUACUGAUCUACGUAGACUUGGUUCAAUGUGUAUAGGACCUGUUGGUGUAUAUAAGUCAGAAUCGGUGCUUAAUUUACAGUCGUUAUUGAAUACAGCUUAUCAUAAUUUAUUGUCUAUCGAUUCACAUACAAAUGAUUGUAUGCGAGCACUGAGUAAUAAUUGUAUCAAUCCAACGCAUGUUGUAAUGUUAUCAACUUCCAAUGAAACUGAAUUUAAUAUCUGGUUAAACGAGAAUUCUUCCAUAUUAAGCUCUUGGAUUCGUCAAUUUACUCGUAUUCCAUAUUUCCUCAAAGAUAGUUGGUUAA